Messenger RNA from Anopheles stephensi (Asian malaria mosquito), 8090 nucleotides. RefSeq names its product B-cell lymphoma/leukemia 11B (gene Cph). Gene Ontology annotation, biological process: regulation of transcription by RNA polymerase II. The transcript has 5 exons. Gene Ontology annotation, molecular function: RNA polymerase II cis-regulatory region sequence-specific DNA binding; DNA-binding transcription factor activity. Lineage: Eukaryota; Metazoa; Arthropoda; Insecta; Diptera; Culicidae. Gene Ontology annotation, cellular component: nucleus. The record is from RefSeq and is a predicted model, not a curated record. Bases 1771 to 5547 code for a protein of 1258 amino acids.
UGCCAGACAUUAGAUGCAAACGGACUGUCGCGAAGUGAGGAUGUCCAAACGUCGGUCGUUGCGGUGCGUCUAAGCAGCAGCAGCAGCACAAUAAAUUCUCGUGUCUCUUUGGAAGGUGGUGUGUGCGCGCGCCGUGCAUAUUGACUUCGCCGUCCGACUGGUGGGCCGCACACACGCACGCAGCUCGCGCGGGACCAGUCUCGACGCUGGUAGUGGCCGCUGCGAGUCAGUCUGUCAGUCAGUUCCUUGCGAGCCGGUUCGCUCGUUCGAGAGCGCGCACGCCUCUAUGACCAAAGUCCAGCAGCACCGUGUUAGUCACCGUCGUUUAGCCGCGGUUGAUCGUUUUGCGUAGAAUAAUUUUUGCACCGUGAGCUUCGGUAGUGCAAUAAGUGCAAAACGGGCGAUAGUGAUAUAGUUUAAAACGAAGCCGAUACACCACUGUUUAUAAACUGUGCGCUGUGAAGUGAAGGAGAAUGACAACAUAAACAAACGAUGUAAACAAUCGUGUGACAGUGUGGAAUAAGCAAAAACAAACACGACACCUGUGUUCGAAAUAAACAAAUCGAGAAGCAACGGAAAAGGAAAUACAAACAAGAAAAUUAAGAAAAGAGGAGAGAUCGUUCGGGAAGAUUGUGCAAUAAAAUUAAUCAUCAAAUCAAAAAGGAAAUCAACAUAAUUUUAAGCCGUGAAGCAUUUAGCUGGAAAUACGCUGAAGAGACUGUUAACAAGACAAGUGAACAAGAAAAUACUACUGCAUUUAAAUCAUUCGUUUUAUGGUGUGUCGAGCAACACAGAACUGUAUUUUUACUAUUUUAAAUAAGUUGACAAAAAAGUAUAUCAAAGCUCAGUGUUUAAAGUGACCGUUUAUCGUGCGGUAGUGUUGUGAAUAAGCCGGUGAAAUAAAAUCACACUUCGGGAGAUACAAAAAAAAAGGAAACCCUCCCCGGCAAUUACGGAACGCAUCCCCAGCGAGAAUACAACCCCGAAACGUACAAGGAUAACACCGGAAGCGAAAGCGCGAUCCGCGCGAGAAGAAGCAGUUCGUGAAUGAAAUUCAAGCCCGUGCGCGCCACUUCUUUUAUUCUCGCGGGCCCAGCGUACUUUCAUCCUUGCGGCCUCCGUCUGAAGUGACAACAGGAAGACGGUAGAGAGACAGUGUCCUUUUUUUUUUAUUUGCCACAAAUUCCGAGGGAAUUACGAGGCUGUGCUAGCUUCUCUUUUUUUCAAACACGGGGUGUUAAUUUCUUUCCUAUUGCAAAUGCUAAUUAAGACGGGCGCGAACUGAGUGAAAGACGAACGCCGGAAAACGUGAAAGGAUCAGCUGUUUUUUUUCCUGAGCGAGUGAUUUUACGAUUAAACGUGCAUUUUUGUUCAAAUCAUCUUCUUUUCACCACCCGAAAGUCCUCCGAUGCAGCGACCGUGUCUCUCCGGUGAAAUUGAUCGUAAAACAGUACUGAAAAAUGUCCAAGUGACGCUUGGCGCGGUGUGAAAGUUUUUUUGCGAGUGGAAAACUAAGGGAAGCCCAAAAUCAGCUGGGCUUUCAUGUUGGGCCCCCCAAACUCCCCAACCUGGUCAGUGUGCUUUUGUGCCCGUAGUGUGUGAGGUGUGUAUGUGUGGGUACUUAAAAAAAGGAAGGAAAGAAAAGUUUUUUGUGACAAAACGGUGAAAAGAAAACAAACUAGGUCGAGAAGACGGUGUGCGUGUGUGUAUUAAUUGUUGAAGAAAAACCCCGAAGCGGAAACCGGCACAAAAGCAUCAUCAAUCGCCAAAAUGAGAAUCAAAAUGCCAGCAGUUCGAAUCGCACAAGAUUCCGAAACGGGAGAUUCGGACGGCACGCAGGAUAUCCUAACAUGCGGGUCGUGUCAGAAAACGUUCGCCCUGUCCGACAUCGUGCGCUUCAUCCAGCACAAGGUGCUCCAGUGUAACAAGGAAAACUAUGGCCAGUGCUACACGCAAGCCGGUGGUACCGAUCGUGACUCGGACACGGAUGGCCGUCGGCUCAUGUUGACCAGCACCAGCAGCACCGCCAGCAGCAUCACGACGCGACGUGCCUCCAUGCCGAAUGUGUCCUGCCGGGUGAAGCAAAUCACCACGGCCAACGCCACCCCCCUCAGCACCAGCACCGCGUUCGAUCGUGUCCACACACCGCCACCGACCAGCCCGGCCGAACUGCUACGGGACGGCGCAUCCAGCACACCGAAACAGAUAGGUGAUGAACCAGAAAACGCAUCCACCCAUUGCCCGUCGCGGGGAGCCAGUCCGCUCGGUUGCACCCACCACGACAACCACAAACCGUCCGUCCGAGUGGCCGACAUCAAGCAGGAACGCAUGGACAUCGAUCCGUCGUCGUGCGGCGAGGACGAGUUCGUCGGCCGGAAACCAUCACAGACCACCCACCGGAACGGUUCGCACGACGGCCGGCUGAAGGGUGGGUCCGAUGCGCCCGAACCCAACAACACCAGCAGCGAGCCCAGCAAUUACGUCUGUUCCACGUGCAAAACCAAGUACCAUUCGGCCUGGCGGCUGGUGCAGCACGUUCAGCACGCACACGGGGUGAAGAUUUACGUUGAAUCGUUAGCCAGCACCGGUAACCAGGAUGGUGGCGCAGCGCCGACAGAGGAAUGCGAUGCACCAGAAUCGGCGGCCGCUUCCGAGGAAGCAAACGGACCGGUAACGCCGCUUCCGGAGUUGCAGAAGGUGACCGACGUUGCUAGUGAGCAGGCGGAAACAGUCUCACCACGGUCCCGAUCUGUAAGCCGAAGCCGCAACGAAGUGUCCAUGGAGCGAGAGGAAGAACGUCAGGAUAUCCAGAGGUCUCCAGCGCUGAAAGUUUCGAAGGAUGCACCCAGAAAUGGGUUGGAGCUGGCAGCCAACAGUGCGCCAGUCGAGAACGGUGUGGACGCUGAGUCCGACGGAGAGAUCGAGGUGCGAACGAAGCGACCGAAACUGACCAACACAAGCAGCAGCAGCAGCGGCAGCAGUAGCUCGAACGGAAGUCAAAGUACGGUUAACCACACUGUGGAAGUGGCCCUGGCACUCACAAGUCCUCAGGCACUUACCUCCUCCACGGUACUGCCCCUGCGGCAAUCGACCACCCCGCAACCUCCAGCCUCCUCGUUCAUCGCCGCCGCUCCUUCACCGUCCCACCCGCAACACUCACCACCAUCGGCCAGCGUUGUCACCUCAACGCCCACACCGGCACGCAGUGAAUCGACGCAAAGCCUUCCGCCAACGUCACUACGGGCUCACCACACGCUACUGCCACCACCGGAGCUGCAUCCGAACCCGUUCGGAUUGCUACGGAUGCCGCCGCACCAUCCGCACAGCCCUCUCUUCGGCCGAGCGCACCACGAUUUUCGCAUGGAGCAUCUUAUGUCGGAACAGUUCCGCAGCCACGGACUCAACCUUGCCGCAGCGGCUGUUGCAGCCGCCAACCAGCUAAAGUCCCACAGUCAGCAGUUCAAUCCAGCCACCGGAGCGACCGCCUCCGAGCGUCCUCCUUCGGCGAGUGGAGCCGCUCUCACACUCACCCCUGGCGGUGGUCUCGAGCCGCACAUGGACUACUACUCCCAGCGACUACGGCAGCUCGCAGGGACAACGAGCCCCGGCGCUAACCUUACCUCCAACUCCUCCAAUUCGCCGAGUCCUCGCAAGCAGCAACACUCACCAUCCCACUUUGCCAGCCCGUCACCUUCCCAGCUGCCUCCAACACCGCUCACCAACAACUCCCGGCCGCAGAGUCUAACCCCGCCGGAGAAACACACCGAACUGCUCGGCAUGGACACGGGCAGCAUCAGCAAUACGCCUCGAUCAGCCUCCACACCACCCAACAAGCAAUCGAUCCAGUCGGCAUCGGACAAUGCACUGUACUCGUGUGAGUUCUGCGGCAAGAAGUUCCGCUUCCAAAGCAACCUGCUCGUCCACCGGAGAACGCACACCCGCGAGUUGCCGUUCAAGUGUACAAGCUGUGAGUUUUCGUGCGCGAAGGAUUCGAAGCUGAAGCAGCACAUGAAGAUGGUGCACGGACGGCGACGUUCGUCGGCGGCUGUUUCGGAACCGGACUCGGGUGCGAGCAAUGUGGACUCGAUCAAGAGCGAUCCGGACGAUACGGACAAUGAGCUGAUGGAUGAUCUGGAUGCGGAUGGGGAUGAUCGGCGGAUGACACACGACGGUGUGGAUAUGGAUGACGAUAAUGGGGAGGAUGACGAUGAUGAUGACGAUGAGGAUGAGGAUGAGGACGAUGAAGCGGAGGACCUCAGCAUGAGCAGUACCCAGAGCCAAUCGAAGAAGGACAGUAGUGGUGGAUCGUUGCCCAUGUCCACGUCGCUCGUCGGGGAGUUGAUGGAUAAGUUCGGACUGUCCAACAUCGCCCAGUACUCGGAAGCUUACAAGCAGGCGCUGCAGGAAUCGGGCAAUGCGCUCAAGCUGCAACUAACGAGCAAAGAUCGGGACAAUAAUAACAGCGCCAUGGCUAUCCCUGGGCUGGCGGAGAAGCUAAACGGAUUGCCCACGGCGCUGCGCAUCAAGCAAGAACUGGCCAAGAAUAUGCUGCAGCAUCACAACGCCCAACUGCCACAGGUUCCUCUGUUCAAUCCGUUCGAAAACCCGUUCGAAGCGUCCAAGCGAAUGAAGCUCGAGGGUAGCGAGAGUUGGUGGGGUCUGCCAGGCCUGCAUCGAGGUGACGCACUGUUCGACGAGAUGAAACCGGGUCGGGAUGGUAGCGUUGGGCGAGGCUCCAGUGCCGCCGGCCUACUGCAACCGAUGAUGAAGAAGGAGAGCAAGCUGCGCAACGACACGUGCGAGUUCUGCGGCAAGGUGUUCAAGAACUGCUCCAACCUGACGGUCCACCGGCGGAGUCACACCGGCGAGAAGCCGUACAAGUGUGAGCUGUGUUCGUACGCCUGCGCCCAAAGCUCCAAGCUGACGCGCCACAUGAAGACGCACGGCCGGCUCGGGAAGGACGUGUACCGGUGCCGGUUCUGCGAGAUGCCGUUCAGCGUGCCGUCCACACUCGAGAAGCACAUGCGCAAGUGUGUCGUCAACCAGGGCAAACUGCAGCAGCAGCAGCAGCGCGAACUGCAGCACCUUCAGCAGCAGCAGCAGCGAGAACUGCAGCACCACCAGCAACUAGCCGCCCAGCAGCAACAGUUAGCCGCCCAGCAGAUGGCGCUCGCUGCCCACCGGGAUCGGGAUCACCAUCGGGAGCGGGAUCGCGAGCGGGACCGUGACCAUCAUCACCACCAGCAACAGCAGCAGCAGCCACCACCACCCCCACCACCACCAGCAAUGCUAGCAGCCGCCGCAGCCGCCUCACCUUCGCAUGUUGGGCCGCCUCAGCUACCGCCCGGGUUGCUGUUGCCACCGUUACCGGCCGCCGUAGCCGCAGCAGCAGCCGCCGCUGCCGGUGUCCAAGUGCCGGACGAUAGCGUCUCCUCCUGCUCACCGUCCGGGUCUUCGGCGUCUUCGUCGUCAGCCGCCGCCGCAGCAGCAGCAGCCGCCGCAGCCGCUGCAGCCGCCCUGAUCAAGGAGGAAGCGGCAACGGCAUGACUUUAUCCUCCCUGGAGUGGUUACGAACUGCCGCCCAGUCGGAUGAUGUCCCGCAUCUACUAGCCGCCGGCGCCAGCCGCCUUCGACAGCCGGCGGACGAUCGGUCACGGCAUGCAACCGACGGCCGGCACAUGCCCUGACCGUCCGUUCGUCCAUUGCCCGGAUGCGGUAAGCCAACGCGCAGCUGGACAUGAUGAUAUAAGCACAACGUGAUCGAUAAGCAGUAAGCAGUAAAAAGCACACACAAACACACACAAAUACAAGCAUAUUUUAUCCUCCAUCGUCAAGUUCUCCCCCCCCCCCCCCACCAUUCCCUCAUUUGUUCUUGUUUCUACAGAGGCAUUAAUACCAAAGUUACAUUACUUAAAAAGAGGCGACGGACGCCACUCCGGGAUACAGGUUUGAGAGACAGAGAGAGAGCGGAUGUUUCAUCUCUUUCUGAUUUUGUUUUUAUUUUUCCCCUUUUAUUUAAAGAUGGUUUGUUAGUAGAAACAAUUCCACACUUUACACACUACACAUUCGAGCGUGUGUUUUGUAUAUAUUAGCUGUAAAUUCCGGACAGACGAAAAAGACGUUUACAGAUGGCAACAGUAAAGGCAUUUAUACUAGGGAGAUUCCUUUUUUUUUGUUUUAUUUUGAAGCGAGCUGGCACACAGACAUAAUGUGCACACGUACGAGGUUUAAAGUUUUCUUUUUAAAUUAUUAUACUUAGUUUUGGGGUCGCGAAGGCCACACACACCGUGAUGCCAGCCGCUUGUGAGCGUUGUACAGUAUUUUAAGCGAAAGAAAGUAAGUGACAAAUAAAAUUGCGAAAUGCGAACUAAAGGAAACUAGUGGUUUAAGUAGUGUUAAUUCAAACAGGAAAAACAAGAAAAACAAACAUAAAAACACACAGGAGAAAAAAAUCAUUCAAUUAAUGAGAGCGAGAGAGCGAGAGAGAGAAAGCGAAGGAGAAGUUAGAACAAUUGUUUGGUGCGAGAGACUUCACCAGAGCAAGGAUGUUGGCCAGUUGUAAUUCAUAGCACACUUGGAUCGUGCCGUUUUUCCUUUUUGUCUUCUUGUGCAGUUUAUUUCCUCUUAGAAAUGUUGUUUUGUUGAGCGGAAAAUGGAUCCCGUUUCGCUCCUUUUUUUGCAUAGGAUAAUUGUAUCGUUUUCACCCUAUCUCUGUUGUUCAGUUUUAUUAUUGACAAGUGUUGUGAUUGUUUUGUUUUUCCUCCUAUUCUCUCUUUUCUGGUGGGUUUUCUUUCACAACUUUCACACCCUGAAAAGCUGAUAGUGAACAGUGUACCAUAUAGCUUGUAAGCGGAAAAGGACCUCCUCACACCGUUUAACACCGUUCGAUGAGUUUCCUUCUACUUACGUUAAGACUGAUUAUGAAACGAUAAAUUGCCUUUGGCCUUCUUAAAAGUAUGUACAUUUUUUAACUAUUAUUUUAAAAAUCGAUUCUUUGCUGCUAGGUUUGUGCUCUUCCAACGACAACCGAGCGAAUGUGCACCUAUUUAUUUCCGUUUAAUCAGUGCUAAACAAUUCCUUUCUGCCUGCAUUCCGAGGCUAAGAGACACGGAGAUUCGCUCUCACUUUCGCUCUUCUUUGGACGAAAAGAAAACAGGAUGAACUGAAUUGUUUACACCUUUUGCUUUCCACGACAAAACAAACAAACCAGCGACAGGCAUAGGCAGGAUGAAUGUAACCCAAGGAGGAUGCAGAUGAAGUGAAUAAAGAUGAAUGUGACAAAGUGUAAGAAAUUCUAGCGAAAAGGUAGUUGUUAAUUCUUAUUUCCUUUUUUCCCCCGUUUUGCUGCAAAUGCAACCCCUUUUUUGUACAUUCCUCACGUGAUAAAUGAAGACUUUUCUCCACCUUGAACGUAAUAGUAUGGGCGGUUCGCGAGACUCACGGGCAUCCCGUUUCACCUUAUUGUAGGUGGGAAGUUAUUUUAAAUGAGUGAUGGGACAGUUUGAAACCAGUAAAAUACACACAUACAGAAAAAAAACCAAAAUGGACGGACAGCAAGGACAGUAGCAUUGUGGAAGGCAUUCUCAAUAAAAACAAACAAAAACAAUGAAAGAUUCCUAUUAAACUUUAUGAAUUUAUAUAAAUGUACAAAUUGGAGCUAAGUGUUUGUGAGGCAAUCGAGCUGACCAGUACGGGGACCGAUAUUGGACCGCGGGCGCGUGAGCAAGAGUAAAUUACACCGGAACAAGGUACCGUUUCGCUGUAAUCCUUUUUGUAACGAAGAAAUAUUACAAUAAACAUAUAAACCGAAGCGAGAAAGGAAAAAGAAACACAUAAUAAAAAUCAAAUCGUAUCAAAAAUGUUAAACGAUGCUGCGGAAACGGCAUCUCAUUCCUUGAUAUGUGUAUUAAAGUGAAGUGAAGGAUGCGCGCAGAACAAGAAAAUGAAACCAGACAACCAGGUGGCAAUUAAUAGAAAUGUAGCAUAAAGCAAGGGAGAAGCAGCAUAGGAACAUUUGAAUCCGAUACUCGGUAUCGUAGGGACAGAAUGAAAUAAACAAGCACAAGAAUAUCGGAAGGUGGAAAACUAUA